Molecule: messenger RNA, 3620 nt
Organism: Nannospalax galili (Upper Galilee mountains blind mole rat)
Lineage: Eukaryota; Metazoa; Chordata; Mammalia; Rodentia; Spalacidae
Gene: Ablim2
Product: actin binding LIM protein family member 2
Exons: 21
Coding region: 117-2114 (665 amino acids)
Biological process (GO): lamellipodium assembly; cytoskeleton organization
Cellular component (GO): actin cytoskeleton
Molecular function (GO): actin filament binding
Source: RefSeq, a predicted model, not a curated record
CUGUGCGGGAGCCGGCGGCCGCAGGCGCACCGAGGAUCCCGCGAGCGCCGCACCUGCCGGCCCGGGCGUCGGGCUGUAGCAGCGCCGGGACCACUGGGCCCGGAACGGCCGCUGACAUGAGUGCAGUGUCGCAGCCCCAGGCUGCUCACACCCCCCUGGAGAAGCCGUCCAGCACAGCAAUCCUGUGCAACACAUGUGGAAAUGUGUGCAAAGGCGAGGUGCUGCGUGUGCAGAACAAGUACUUCCAUAUCAAGUGCUUCGUCUGCAAAGCGUGUGGCUGCGACCUGGCUGAAGGUGGCUUCUUCGUGCGGCAGGGCGAGUACAUUUGCACGCGUGACUACCAGCGUCUCUAUGGCACACGCUGCUUCAGCUGUGACCGCUUCAUUGAGGGUGAGGUAGUGUCUGCACUUGGCAAGACCUACCACCCCGAUUGCUUCGUGUGUGCUGUCUGCAGGCUGCCCUUUCCGCCUGGGGAUCGCGUGACCUUCAAUGGGAAGGAGUGCAUGUGCCAGAAGUGCUGCCCACCCCUGUCACUGGGCAGUGGCGUGCACCCAUCCCAGGGCCUCCGGAGUUGUGGGGGCUGCGGCUUAGAGAUCACGAAUGGCCAGGCCCUGGUGGCUUUGGACAAGCACUGGCACCUAGGCUGCUUCAAGUGCAAGACUUGUGGGAAGCUCCUCAACGCAGAGUACAUCAGCAAGGACGGGCUGCCGUACUGCGAGACCGAUUACCACACCAAGUUUGGCAUCCGCUGUGACAGCUGCACAAAGUAUAUUACGGGCCGUGUGCUGGAGGCCGGGGAGAAGCAUUACCACCCUUCCUGCGCGAUAUGCGUCAGGUGCGGCCAGAUGUUUGCGGAGGGCGAGGAGAUGUACUUGCAAGGCUCCUCCAUCUGGCACCCAGCAUGUCGGCAAGCAGCCAGGACUGAGGACAAGAGCAAGAUGCACAGCCCCAUUUGCAGACAGACCUGCCCGGGCGCAUCGGCCUGUGCCUUACAGGAAACCAGGACGUCCUCUGAGAGCAUUGUCUCAGUGCCUGCCUCCAGCACGUCCGGGUCCCCAAGCCGUGUGAUCUACGCGAAGCUUGGCGAUGAGAUCCUGGACUACAGGGACUUGGCUGCUCUUCCCAAAAACAAGGCGAUCUAUAACAUCGACCGCCCCGACAUGAUCUCCUACUCACCCUACAUCAGCCACUCAGCCGUGGGGGACAGGCAGAGCUAUGGCGAGGGGGAUCAGGAUGAUCGGUCCUAUAAGCAGUGCCGGACCUCCAGCCCCAGCUCUGCUGGCUCUGUCAGCCUUGGGCACUACACUCCAACCUCACGGUCACCCCAGCACUACAGCCGUCCAGCUGGUACUGCGAGUGUUGGUACCAGUAGCUGUCUGUCCCUGUCCCAACACCCAAGCCCUACAUCCGUGUUCAGACAUCAUUACAUCCCCUACUUCCGAGGCAGCGAAAGCGGCCGCAGCACCCCAAGCCUCUCGGUGCUCUCGGACAGCAGGCCUCCUUCCUCCACCUAUCAGCAGGCGCCACGCCACUUCCACAUCCCAGACACUGGCGUAAAAGAUAACAUCUAUAGGAAGCCCCCUAUCUACAAACAGCACGGUCCUGUAGCCCAGUCCCCAAUGUCCAAGCUCUCUGGCCUGGUGUCAGUUUUGUCCUUGGUGGUGCAGGAGGCAGGGCGCUCCAAGAGACUGGCAGGGCUGAGCCCACCACAGGCUACAGCUGCAAGGCGAGUGGAUGGGGAGGACAGCAGUUUCCACCAGGAUAGCAGGAAGAAGACCACCUGGCUGCUUCUCAAGGGGGACGCAGAUACCAGGACUAACUCCCCAGACCUAGACAGCCAGUCUCUGUCCCUCAGCAGUGGAGCUGAGCGAGACCCUCUCCAGAGGAUGCCAGGAGACAACCUCUACUCACAGUACAAGAUCUACCCCUAUGACUCUCUCAUCGUAACAAACCGAAUCCGGGUGAAACUGCCCAAAGAUGUGGACCGGACACGGCUAGAGAGACACCUGUCACCUGAGGAGUUCCAGGAAGUGUUUGGGAUGAGCAUUGAAGAGUUCGACCGUCUGGCUCUGUGGAAGAGGAAUGACCUCAAGAAGAAAGCCCUGCUGUUCUGAUGGCUGCUAGCGCCUCACCAGGAGCCUGUUGGGGGUAGAGCCGAAGGACCAGACUGGUCCCCCAAAACCCUCUCCUGCACCUUGCUCUGCUUCUCUGUGUCAGUGGGGCAGGCGGGGACACCUGCAGGAGGCGGGACAGGGCCAGGGUUGGAGGAGGCUUCCAGCAGGCAUGGUUAUUUGUGUACCAGUGAUGCUCCUGCCUGUAGUUUAGGGCCAGGUGCCAGCUUGACCCACCCCUUCCCGCUGCGUCUUGGCAUCAGGGUGAUGCUGUAGCCAGCCAUCAUAGAAGAUGGGUCAGAGCCUUCAGGUGGCCCAGCACCUUCCCAGCCUCUCUGGUGCACCUACCCACCUCUGUGCCAGGGGCUUGGGCCCAGAGGUGACUGGGAGUGAGUGAGGGACUUGUCAGAGGCAGAACCCUGACAGGGCAGGAGUGGAGAGCCAAUGGCUCCUUAAAGUGUGGCAGUACGGUAGGCGGGCUGGCAGGCUGGGGCAGGGGAGCCAGGCCCGAGUCUGGAAGGCAGUGCCAACACGGGACUGUGAUUCAUACAGUCAUCGUGACCGAUCGGUCUGGGGGGAUGAAUGUCAACCUGACAGGGUGUCCCCCGCCAGUGCUCUGUAUACUGCACCCUUCUUCCAAAUCACCCCUUAGAUGCCUAAAUGAUAUCUUUCAAGUUACACAGAAGUUUUUAUUUUAUUAAAAAUUAUAGCUUCCUUACACAGAAGAAGACAUAUAUGCAGAGUUUAGUUUCACAGUCCUCGGAAGGGGAGCACCUUUGUCUUACACUCCACCAUGCAGCCUCUGUGCCUCCAGCCCUCGGUGUCCAGAGACAGCCCCAUCCGUUUCCCUUUGUCCUUGCUCCUUCGUGUCACACAGACAGCCCUGAGUACAGACCGCCCAGUAGUGCUGUUUGUAAAUACAUGUGAAAUGUCUUUACCUGUUUUCCUCACUGCCGUUUCUCAAGUCUCAGAAGAGGUCCCUCUGAUGGCCAAGGCCGAGAAUAAAAAUUUCCCACCAUAGUACAGUCCCACUCACCGUGGGCUCAGCCACGCAAACCACAUGCACCCGGGAACGAUGCUCUUAUGCAUGAUCCUACCCGACACAGGCACCGAUCACUUGGGGAGAGGUGGGCUGUACUUCUUCCAAUCUGGGUGUCCCGGAGUGGGAAGUCCAGGUGACAAGUGCAUGUGUGUGUAGUGAGGUGACGGCGAGGAAUGCACCUGUCACGGGAUGCAUGGACACUGCUGUCCCAGGUGCUCUCCAGCUGCCCGCCUCCCACUUCCAGUAGCUCCUCACUUCCUCAGGCUCUGGAACAUGCUGAGUCCCUUUUGGCACUGGGGUACUUGCCCGCCUGGCUGGGUCAUGGAGGAGAACUUUUGGCACUUUAAUCUGCUUCCUGCCACUUAACAGUCUAGGCCUGCACAGCUGGAAACCCCCACCUCCUCACUCACGCGGUGUCCUGUCUGAUCCCUAGGAUGCCUGGGAAAAUAAACCGUGAUGCACUGUAA